Nannospalax galili (Upper Galilee mountains blind mole rat) is the source of this 6333-nucleotide messenger RNA. RefSeq names its product synaptic vesicle glycoprotein 2C (gene Sv2c). The record is from RefSeq and is a predicted model, not a curated record. The coding region runs from base 161 to 2344 and encodes 727 amino acids. Gene Ontology annotation, biological process: transmembrane transport; chemical synaptic transmission. Gene Ontology annotation, cellular component: membrane. The transcript has 13 exons. Gene Ontology annotation, molecular function: transmembrane transporter activity. NCBI's taxonomy places the organism in Eukaryota, Metazoa, Chordata, Mammalia, Rodentia, Spalacidae.
CUGGCGCUCGGCCACAGCUGCAGAGUCGACAGCACUCAAGUCGAGGGGUCCCCGGCGGCUGGGGUGUUCUCUUCUGAGCCUCGAGUGGAUGUUGCUGUUGCAGCUGAGCUGCUGAACACUAAGAGUUCUCUUCUGCACACUGGCCACCAGCUGAGAUAAGAUGGAAGACUCCUACAAGGAUAGGACUUCACUGAUGAAGGGUGCCAAGGACAUUGCCAAAGAGGUGAAGAAGCAAACAGUGAAGAAGGUGAACCAGGCAGUAGACAGGGCCCAGGAUGAAUACACCCAGCGCUCCUAUAGUCGGUUCCAGGAUGAAGAGGACGAUGAUGACUACUAUCCACCAGGAGAAACUUACAGUGGAGAGGCCAAUGAUGAUGAGGGCUCAAGUGAGGCCACUGAAGGACAUGAUGAAGAGGAUGAGAUCUACGAAGGGGAAUACCAGGGCAUUCCCAGCAUGAACCAAGGGAAGGACAGCAUAGUGUCUGUGGGGCAGCCCAAGGCGGACAAGUACAAGGACUGCAGGGAUCUGGAGUCAGAGAGGAGAGCCGAUGAGGAAGAGCUGGCCCAGCAGUAUGAGCUGAUCAUCCAGGAAUGUGGCCAUGGCCGGUUCCAGUGGGCCCUCUUCUUCGUCCUGGGCAUGGCACUCAUGGCAGAUGGUGUGGAGGUGUUUGUGGUGGGCUUUGUGUUACCCAGUGCGGAGACUGACCUGUGCAUACCGAAUUCAGGAUCUGGAUGGCUAGGCAGCAUAGUGUACCUCGGGAUGAUGGUGGGGGCGUUCUUCUGGGGAGGACUGGCAGACAAAGUGGGAAGGAAACAGUCUCUUCUGAUUUGCAUGUCUGUCAACGGAUUCUUUGCCUUCCUUUCUUCAUUUGUCCAAGGUUAUGGCUUCUUUCUCUUCUGUCGUUUGCUUUCUGGAUUCGGGAUUGGAGGCGCCAUUCCCACUGUGUUCUCCUACUUUGCUGAAGUACUGGCCCGAGAGAAGCGGGGUGAGCACCUCAGCUGGCUCUGCAUGUUCUGGAUGAUCGGCGGCAUCUACGCCUCGGCCAUGGCCUGGGCCAUCAUCCCGCACUAUGGGUGGAGUUUCAGCAUGGGCUCAGCCUACCAGUUCCAUAGCUGGCGUGUGUUCGUCAUCGUCUGCGCACUCCCCUGCGUCUCCUCUGUGGUGGCCCUCACCUUCAUGCCUGAAAGCCCUCGGUUCUUGUUGGAGGUGGGAAAACAUGACGAAGCAUGGAUGAUUCUGAAGUUAAUUCAUGACACCAACAUGAGAGCUCGGGGCCAGCCAGAGAAGGUCUUCACGGUAAAUAAAAUCAAAACCCCUAAACAAAUAGAUGAGCUGAUUGAAAUUGAGAGUGACACGGGGACAUGGUACAGAAGGUGUUUUGUUCGGAUCCACACAGAACUAUACGGAAUUUGGUUGACUUUCAUGAGAUGCUUCAACUACCCAGUCAGGGACAAUACAAUAAAGCUUACGAUUGUUUGGUUCACUCUGUCUUUUGGGUACUAUGGAUUAUCAGUUUGGUUCCCUGAUGUCAUUAAACACCUGCAGUCCGAUGAAUAUGCGCUGCUAACUAGAAAUGUGCAAAAGGAUAAAUAUGCAAACUUCAGCAUUAACUUCACAAUGGAAAAUCAGAUUCAUACUGGAAUGGAAUACGACAACGGCAGAUUCCUUGGGGUCAAGUUCAAAUCCGUAACUUUCAAAGAUUCAGUAUUUAAGUCUUGCACCUUUGAUGAUGUGACUUCAGUCAACACCUACUUCAAGAACUGCACAUUUAUUGAUACCCUUUUUGAAAACACAGAUUUUGAGCCAUAUAAAUUCAUUGACAGUGAAUUUCGGAACUGCUCAUUUCUUCACAACAAGACAGGAUGCCAGAUUACUUUUGAUGAUGACUAUAGCGCCUACUGGAUUUAUUUUGUCAACUUCCUUGGGACGUUGGCGGUAUUACCUGGAAACAUUGUGUCUGCUCUCUUGAUGGACAGAAUUGGGCGAUUAACAAUGUUAGGUGGCUCCAUGGUGCUGUCGGGGAUCAGCUGCUUCUUCCUGUGGUUUGGCACCAGUGAGUCCAUGAUGAUAGGCAUGCUGUGUCUGUACAAUGGACUGACCAUCUCAGCAUGGAACUCUCUUGAUGUAGUCACAGUGGAACUGUACCCCACAGACCGGAGGGCGACAGGCUUCGGCUUCUUAAAUGCACUGUGCAAAGCAGCAGCUGUCCUGGGAAACUUAAUAUUCGGUUCCCUGGUCGGCAUCACCAAAGCAAUCCCUAUCCUGCUGGCUUCCACUGUGCUCGUGUGUGGAGGACUCGUGGGGCUACGCCUACCCGACACACGAACCCAGGUUCUGAUGUGAUGGAACAAAAGCCAUUCUUUCCAUUUCCUUCUCCCACUGUAGGUCAGUUCUGCCUGACUCAAACCUUGGAAGUUUUCAUGUAUAGAAAGGUGGCCGAGUAUCAGAACACAAACUUUUGCUGUGACUUAAAAUGUAGAUGCGUUUGUCUUGCCCCUCCAAUGUGACUUUGCACUGUUCGUUUUUCCUCAUGCAUUCUGUUUUCCUAACUGUGUUGCUACUGCCUCCCAACACAUCUGUGGAAAGUGUUUCUCAACAGUCCCAGUCAGCCAGACUCAGAUUCUGCUCAUUGAAGCUGAGAAGCUAAAAAAGAUUGUAAUGUAAGAAACAGACCCUGCUGGUGCACCAUUAACAGGAAGUAUAAGUUGGCAUAAUUGAGUUUGUGCUGAGGAAAGGGAGUCCUUUUUUUUCAGGCAGAGUGAUAUUUCCUGUUUACUUAGAAAAGGACACCCAGCCCUUCUCACUGUGACAACAGGGCCUUUCAAAGAAAACCAUGUGGUAGCAAAUAUGCCUGGGUGGGGCUCUUCCAGCAUGACAAUUAAGGUGACUCUGCUAACGAGAAAAAUGAAGUCUGUCCCCAGGUGACAGCAAAAAUCUGCUUGAGCUGCAGAUACCAGAUUUUGAAAGAAAGCCCAACAAAACUGACAAAGUGAGGGCUCUGGCCGUUACAGUGUCUGUGAGUAUGGCAUGCAGAUCACCUAUUUCAAAACCAGAGAUCAGAGAUCUCUGUCUCUUUCUGCUCUUCCCCCUCAAGCUGCCCCAGAACUUGCCAGAUAGCAGAUGCAGGGAAAGAAAGCCACUUCUUUAAAAACUGUAUCUGCCUGUUAAUCCACUGCUCCUGCCUAACCCCUGCUCCAGAACUUGGCGUAUCUGAAUUGUUGGAAAUUCCUAAUUCGAAAGAAUUGUACAACCAAAGCCAUUUAGAGAUGCAAAACGGCACCUCUUCCUGUGCUGUUUCUUGAGGGACAAAACCCCACCCAGCCUCUUUGGUGAACUGUCAUUCCCUUUCCAAGCUGGUAUUUCCAUAGGUCCUGUCCCUCCAACUUCCCUGGGUUAUGGGUUCCCAGCCUAGCCUCUGGAUGGGUUCCGAGCCUGCAUGCACUCCCAAGCACCCCUCUGGCAGAAAGUUCAGCAUAUCCUGGUGGCUGUUUGCCUGUUUUACCUUUGGAAACUUUCUGGGCAGGGAAGUGAGAGGUCAGCAGGACGUUUCCAUGGACCAGCAGACAGCAAUAUCUUCUGGUUUCCCACUGGCUGCCCCUCCCCGCAGGCCCAUCCUUUUAACACAUCUUUGAAAUCUGAAGCUUCCUUAUAGAUUUGCAGCCUGUAACAUCAGGCAGAAUAAAUCUAAUGUUUAAAUGAUAUUCCCUUUUUAACUCUGGGUUUUCUUAAAGGGUGAUUCUUUUAUUUUAAGCAUUUCCAGCAGGGCCACAGCCCUGGGGCCUCCAGAAAGAGCAAGCUUUUGUUUCCACUAAUCAUUAUGUUCAGCGAUGUCCCAGCCCCCUGGAGGCCCCUCUGCUUCCCCUCCCCCAUCAUACCCCAUGAUCCCUCCUGGAGCUCGGAUUUUGUGAAAAGCUCUUUGAUUAACAUAAACCAUUAAUCCACUGUCCGCACCAAGUCAUUUAGGCCUGGUAGAGGGCACAGCCUAGAGUUAGGAUGGGAGGGGAGAAUGGCAGGAAGAGGGUGGUUCCCUGGGGAUAUACAGGUACUCAGGGCCAGAACAUCAAGGAUAUCAGAAUAAAAUCUACAAAGUUGUCCAAAAGAAGGAAAAUCAAUAAAGACUAGGCAUGAUUGAAUCAAAAGAUACCAGCAAAGCAGGGAAGAAAACACAGUUUACUCUCACUCCUACCUCCUUUCAUAGCCUGGAAAACAAAGACUGCAUUUAAAAACCCAAGAAAGUACCUUGCAUAUUAUUCUUUUUCCAUAUGACACAGUGUUUCUCCCUGUCUGCCCCUGAACUUGUUUAGGCACCAGAGCAGAUCUUUUGGAUGAAUGAGGCAUGCACAGAAAUCACUACAAAAGGAAGAUCCAAAUCUCCAUCUGCCCAUCCAAAAGAGAAAAACAGACGUACAAGAGUGUUGCUUUCUCCAGUCUGGAGUGGUGGUGAACUUACAGGACUAGCAUUAGUUCUUAGAAUGCCUCUAUUCUCUGCUCUACAGUCUAGCUGCAUAAAAUCUCCCAAACUACAAGGCAGUUAUUCAAAAUUGUAUCUGGAUGCUGGGUUGGGUCAGCAUGAACCUGCUUCCUAAGAUCUUCCACCAGGUGUCCCCUUCAGAAGGACCAUUCUUAGCUUCCAGUCACCUACUCAAGCCUCCUAGGUGGCCCAAGAAGGAUCUCUCCUAAUCUUCUGGACAGUCUCUGGUCACAAACCUUCUCGGUCACCACCUUUUCUACCUUCUGUGCGUUUUCCUCUGCCUCCUUCAUUGUGAAUCACCUUUAUUGUCCAUGAUGAGUUCAAAUUGUUUCCCAAAUAUGCGGCAUGGCUUGUUCAGGUUUAGCUAGAGAUUAAAGAGAAGCAGGCACCGGGGCAGGCAACUACCAACCCAUUUCAUCUACAGGAGAAGGAACUGAAAGUUGGUACAAAACUGAAAGCUAAGCAAACAGCCCUGGUGGCACCUCUAUGUCCAAGUCUCUUCUAACUAAAAUUUCCACAUUGGUCUUUGGAAUCAGUCCAGAAUGCUCCAGAGUCUUGUCACUGAAUCUUCUCAUCUUUACCAUAGGCAUUAAAGCAGACAGCCUUUAAGGCCACUCAGUCCUGCUGUCUGAUUCCUCUCACACCUGAGUACUGACCCAAAAGACAAGAUCUCUGAGUCUCAGCCCCAAGCUCCAAGCAGCCAUGAGCCCAGAUCUUGCUGAGAAUGUACUUGUUCUUAGCCAAAAGGCCAAGAAUUAAGUCACUGGACUUAGCGGUCCUCAGUUUCCCCAUCUGUAGAGUAAAAUAAUUUAUUCUCUAAGAUACCAUAGGAAAUAAAUAGCUUCAUCUUGUCUAUCUUCUGAUACUAUGCUCAUCUUUACAAUAUAUUCAAAAAUUGGGAAGUAUAUAAAGUAUACAAAAAUUAUACAAAGAGGACAGGAAUUUCUUGAGAAAACCUUGUAGUAUAAGCCAUUACAAUUCUCAUGUUGUCUGUGCUGCCCAUUCUUGGGGUUUAUCAUUGCCCAUCCAGAAAAUGGGCUACCCUGGCAGAUACCCUGCAGUUAGAAGACUGCCCGAUGGAAGUAGUCCCACAUCCUUCAGCCCUAUAAAAUCAUGUCCACUGUCUUCUUGAAAGGUUGCCUUAAGUAGACAUAGGCUACCAGGACCAGUGUUUCUCAGUGGAACACUAAAUUGGCAGAUGGUCCUUUAUUUACAAAUCCCACUGAAUUAGAGUUCAAGUUUUCACCCAAAACUCAUUUUCUGUUUUUCAGAAUGUCUUAGGAGAUCAAAGUGGGGGUGGGGAAAGAACUUUGGUGACCAAGGGAGAGUUCCGGAUACCGUUGAUAAAGUUCCAAUGAUGAGAUUCACAUACCUGGGGGACAUUCUAAACUCUAGUCAUGUCCGAACACAUUGCAUGGGAAUAUUUCUGAUUUCUUCUGCCAACCAAAAUAGAAUAUGAUACUCUCCAAUUUGUUUCUAUUUUAUAACAGAAUGACUUUUACAUACCUGUUUAAACACAAAAGGCUUUGAAACCAGGAAUACCUGAAUUUGACCUUUACCUGGAAUCAUAGACAACUGACAUGUUGUCUGAGGCCUGGUGGUUGUAUAUUACGUUUCCCUUAAAUUCUCAUAUUUGCCAAAUUUAGUCUAGCUAUCAACUACCUACCCACAAAAAGUCACAUUGAGGCAACAAAAAGAAAUCUGCACAGUAGAGUGUCUAAAGUGGACGAUGUACUUCUUCCCAUUUCUGUUGUACCAUACGAAGUGUAUUUUAGGUAAAAAUUUCUCUUGUAAGCCGGGUACAGUGGCGCACGCCUUUAGUCCCAGCACUCAGGAGGCAGAGGCAGGCGGAUCUCUGUGA